AUGAUUUUUAGAGAAUGGAACGGAAAUUGUAUGUAUCUGUUUUGGCCAAAAUAAUAUUUGGUGACAUUCAUGGAACGACAAUUCAAGGAGUUGAUUGGAAAUAUUGGGCCGAUUUAAAAAAGCCCAUUUAAAUGAAGACUCCUUGUUUUGCUUGUGAAUGUGUUGUUGGAAUUAGAUUCGAUUUUUUAACCAUCGGUCUCACUCAUUGCGACUUUACUUUUCGUCCUCUGUCAUCUCCAGAUCAUGAUGUAUGUACUCUGGAGUGUGAUCGAUCUCUCCAAGUGUUGCUGCUACUAAUGCUAUUAGUUUUGAAUUCCAAUUUUGGUUACGACACAAGUGAUUCCAUCAUUCUCUUAGAUUUAGCCGGAUUCUUGUUUGGAGCUGUUGCUUACGCAAAAUCUGAAGGUUUUCAAGCGAAUUGUUACCUCUGUCAACUUCAAUGGAGCAGAAACUCAGAACCGAUGGUUUAGGAUCGAGUAAUCGAGAUGCGGUGAAUGAGGACAGAAUCAGUGAGUUGCCUGAUGCUUUGCUUCUGCAGAUAUUGUCUUCACUUCCGACAGAUAACGCCAUAGCCACGAGUGUUUUGUCUAAACGGUGGAGAUCUCUUUGGACGAUGUUGCCAAAACUCAAGUUUGAUAGCGAUUUUAAUCCUGUGUUUGAUGAUGAUAACAUAGAUCCCUGUAUGUUUUCUGAGAAUGUUUACAAGUCUUUGUCUUUACAUAAAGCUCCGGUUCUAGAGAGUUUGCAUUUGAAAUUUGAAGGUAGGACAGAUUGUUUAGAUGUUGGCAUAUGGAUUGCAACCGCAUUUGCUCGCGGUGUGCGUAAAUUGGUAUUGGAUAGUUUCUAUCACGAGGAGCAGAUUGUCACGCUUCCAAGUGUUUUGUUUAGUUAUAAUGAUACACUUGAGAUCUUGAAACUCAAGAAUGCUAUCGAUUUAGACUUCCCUUCUCGGGUUUGUUUGAAGUCUCUUAGAAAGCUGUACCUUGACCAAGUACACUUCAAAGACGAAGAAUCUGUUUGCAAUCUUUUCUGUGGCUGCCCUAGUCUUGAAGAUUUGUUUGUGCAUAGAUAUGGCAAUGUGGAUGUGGCUACUUUCACUAUUGCGGUGCCAUCAUUACAGAGAUUGACCAUAGAGGAUCUUAGAUCUGAAGGAGGUUAUGGAAAUGGAAGCUAUGUGAUAAAUGCCCCUGCUUUGAAAUACUUGAAUAUCGACGGGUUUAAUGAUAUUGAGUCUUGUCUGAUUGAGAAGGCACUAGAGCUAGUGGAGGCAAAAAUCAGUAACGUUUCUGAUAUAACCAAUGAGAACAUUCUGGAGUCUUUAACUUCAGCCAAACGUCUUAUCUUACACUUAUCACCCCUUGAGGUUAAAGUUCCUACUGGUAAAAUCUUCCACAGGCUAGUCUGUCUAGAGCUACGUACAUACGAAAGAGAGUGGUGGAAUCUGCUUUCGAUCAUGCUCGAUAGUUCUCCUAAACUACAAAUCCUCAAGCUCACAGAUGUAUAUCUGCAUAAUGACAAACAAAAUCCGGACGUACGAAAAUGGAAUCCACCAAAAUGUGCACCGGAAUGUUUGUUGUUCCAUCUCGAGACAUUCGUGUGGAUAGGAUAUGAAUGGCAACGAGGAGAUGAGAAAGAAGUGGCCACAUACAUCCUAGAAAACGCAAGACAGUUAAAGAAAGCAACUAUCUCCACAAAACGCAUCGAGAGGGAAAUGCUCGAAAAGUUGGAAAAGAGACGUGAGAUGCUCAACGAGUUGGCUAGUGUGCUCUGGGAUCCAAAUUCAUGUCACCUUGUGUUCGAAUCUACUUAAUAUGUUAAACUUCUGCUAUGUUGUUUUGGCCAUUGGAGAAUGUAUAAUCGACUGCUCUACCCAUAUGUCGGAUGCUAAUGUUUGGUGUUAUUUUGAGGAGUAGAUUCGUUGCCAUUGGAAAAUCUAGUUUUUGAAUUUCUUGCA
Messenger RNA from Capsella rubella, 1954 nucleotides. RefSeq names its product F-box/FBD/LRR-repeat protein At2g04230. The coding region runs from base 440 to 1810 and encodes 456 amino acids. NCBI's taxonomy places the organism in Eukaryota, Viridiplantae, Streptophyta, Magnoliopsida, Brassicales, Brassicaceae. Gene Ontology annotation, molecular function: protein binding. The record is from RefSeq and is a predicted model, not a curated record. The transcript has 4 exons.